AUGUCACGCCACACAACCGAGCUGAAGCGCACGGCGGAUCGCCACGAUCGGGACGGCAGAUCUGCUGGCGGAACCAGCUCGGCCUUGGUCGGGACGAACAGGUCCAAGGUACCACUGCUGGAGCGCCAGGAACAGAUGGGCCGAGUUUCAGCGCCGGUUGAGGUGACGGACGUGCAUCCGCCCAGCGAACCGUCGGCCAGGACUGGCUCCUCCACUGUGACAAGCUUGCCCUAUCACCCAGUCACCGACAUCUCCCCCGGGGUAACUUCCAAUCAGCAUGCCUGCCGAUGGCGCACCGUGUUUCCCUCGCGGGCGCUUACUCUGGCACGGGUGACGGGCAUCGCAGCGGUUGCACAUUCCCCGCCUACAAAAUGUCUACUAUUCAAGGGCCGGCCACGCCAGGUCCUGUCGAGUCUCGUCUCCUCAUACCUCUCGUUCUACCCUCUGCUUUGCUCUGUGUGGCAUCAUUCCUCGUGGACGCAGGCUUCGUACACGGGAACUUUCGUGGUUAACCUGCCUGAAGAACGCUGA
Molecule: messenger RNA, 531 nt
Organism: Penicillium lagena
Lineage: Eukaryota; Fungi; Ascomycota; Eurotiomycetes; Eurotiales; Aspergillaceae
Exons: 2
Coding region: 1-531 (176 amino acids)
Source: RefSeq, a predicted model, not a curated record